Molecule: messenger RNA, 2098 nt
Organism: Canis lupus familiaris (dog)
Lineage: Eukaryota; Metazoa; Chordata; Mammalia; Carnivora; Canidae
Gene: MC2R
Product: melanocortin 2 receptor
Exons: 4
Coding region: 305-1195 (296 amino acids)
Biological process (GO): G protein-coupled receptor signaling pathway
Cellular component (GO): membrane
Molecular function (GO): corticotropin receptor activity
Source: RefSeq, a predicted model, not a curated record
AACCUCAUUCAUUCUCAGUCUUCUCAGCCAGAAAGUUCAUGCUUCAGAACUGAAGAGACGUGUCUUGCAAGAAGCUGCUGCGGCUGAGAAAUCCACCUGAAGACUGACAGAACAAACUCCUGUUCUGGGAGAGAAGAGGCCACAUUGAAGAAGGUCUGAAGUGCAGAGACGUGGUUUAAGGUGGCCUGGUGGUUUUUACCUCUGACCUCCAGCAAGUACUACAAACAAGAAAAGAUUCUGAAGAAUCAAUCAAGCUUUCUGCCGAGGCAGAGUAACACCUUUGUCUUAACCACUAGCCGGAGAAAUGAAGCACAUUAUCAAUCUACAUGAAAACAUCAACGAUACAGCAAGAAAUAAUUCAGACUGUCCUCAUGUGGUUUUGCCGGAAGAGAUAUUUUUUAUAAUAUCCAUCAUCGGGGUUUUGGAAAAUCUGAUGGUCCUUCUAGCUGUGAUCAAGAAUAAGAAUCUGCAGUCACCCAUGUACUUUUUCAUUUGCAGCCUGGCCAUUUCUGAUAUGAUGGGCAGCUUGUAUAAGAUCCUUGAAAAUAUCCUGAUCGUGUUCAGAAACAUGGGUUAUCUCAAGCCUCGGGGCAAUUUUGAGACCACAGCGGAUGACAUUAUGGACUCCCUGUUCAUCCUCUCCCUCCUUGGUUCCAUUUUCAGCCUGUCUGUGAUAGCAGCUGACCGCUACUUUACAAUCUUCCACGCUCUGCAGUACCACAGCAUUGUGACCAUGCGCCGAGCCAUCGUUGUCCUGACGGUCAUCUGGACAGGCUGCACAGGCGGUGCCAUUACCAUGGUUAUCUUCUCUCAUCACGUCCCCACAGUGAUCACCUUCACGUCGCUGUUCCCUCUGAUGUUGGUCUUUAUCCUGUGCCUUUAUGUGCACAUGUUCUUGCUUGCCCGUUCCCACGCCAGGAAGAUCUUGACGCUUCCCAGAGCCAACAUGAAAGGGGCCAUCACACUGACCAUCCUGCUUGGAGUCUUCAUCUUCUGUUGGGCUCCCUUUGUCCUUCAUGUUCUGUUGAUGACAUUUUGCCCAAAUAACCCUUACUGCGCCUGCUACAUGUCCCUCUUCCAGGUGAACGGCAUGUUGAUCAUGUGCAAUGCGGUCAUUGACCCCUUUAUAUAUGCCUUCAGGAGCCCUGAGCUCAGGGAGGCAUUUAAGAAGAUGAUCUUCUGCAGUAGGUCCUAGUGGAAUUAUUGGUCCCUGAUUUUAGAAGCAACAGGGAUAAUUUUGUCAAGUAACAGAAUAACAUGACACACCAACAAAUGCUCAUGCUUCCCCGCGGAUCCGUCCUUUCCUUAAUGUGCGCAAGGGUUAUCCCACUAACUAGUGUUUGUAAUAGCUUAGUCCUGUGUGAAGAGUCUUGCCGUAGGUUACAACUUUUAUGACCACAGAGAGAAAACAAUGCAUGAAAAAGAAUGACCGACUACAAAGCACAGAUGGCAAUAUAAACAUAUAAAUCUAAGAGUUUUUGCACUAAGGUAAAAACUUGCUCUUCUAUAGAUAUCUAGCAAGCCUGUUGCUGAGAUUGCCUUCCUAGGCUGGAGGGCGUUGUAAUCAGUUUCUAGAAGUUAAAGCGCCAGGACUGAUGCUCAGGGCACAAGCUACAACGUGUUUGUAAGCAAGUGAAAGGUGCCAAUAAAUUACUGCAACUAUCCAGCAUAGCCACACAGAAUCCCUGCCCUCCCCCCUCCUUCCUGCCUGCUUGCUUUACUGUAUUCCACCUUAAAUCUUUUUUUCAAUCUUUUGGAGCCCAACACAGGGCUUGAACUCAUGACCCUGAGGCCAAAAUCUGAGCUGAGAUCAAGAGUCAGACAUCCAAAGGACUGAGUCAUUUGAGACGGUGCCCCAUCUCAAAUCUUUUUGGAAGUAGGCAGGGCAUAAAUUAUCAAUGUCAAAUAAGCGGCUCUGAGUGUCCAAUAAUAAAGGAAACUUCUCUGUUAGCCCUCUUUGCUCAUGGAGUAUCCCACUGGCCUUAAAAUCCUUUCCUGUUAAAACUCUCAUGAUUCAGAAGCAUAAAUUUCAGAGGAGGAAAUAAAAAUUUAAUACAUGACCAUGUGGAAAUAAAUAAAGGCCAGAGGAAAAAUGUGA